This is a messenger RNA of Paramuricea clavata, 10508 nucleotides long. The record is from the annotation of a GenBank genome assembly. Lineage: Eukaryota; Metazoa; Cnidaria; Anthozoa; Malacalcyonacea; Plexauridae.
AUGAGUCCAUUCCUUGCUUUGUACUAUGCCGCCGGAAAGCAAGUAGACUCAGCGGGUGGCCCGGAGAUUAACACCUUCAUCAAUGUUCACUCAACACACUCAACACGAGGCUGUAGAAGAGGUUGUUUUCAAGUUGGGCUGAAGGCAAAGUUCAACUACCAAGGAACAACGCGGUUCUUUAAAACACAGUUAACUGAACGAGUUUUGCGGGAAUUGAUUGAUAUGGAGUUAAAAGCACGGGUUUUAUGUGGUGUAUUUGUGCUGUUGGUAUCAAUGUGUUAUCUAUGCGAGGCGAGGUGGAUCGAUAAGACAGAUCAAGGAUCGAUCUCAGAUAUAGAUAGGAACGCACAGUUGCUCCUGAACGACUCCGGGAAUGCGACGAAUCUAACUGGUAGGUUUGUGCACUUUCUGCCCCGUAUUCGAUUUUACACGCGAUGUAAAAUCUACAACCAUUAGUUAAAAGACAUUCCGAAGAGUGACAUCCUAUUGUCGUAGAAUCAACAUUCGCGCUAUUGAAACAGGACAACCAAAUUCAACCUUGAAUUUUCUCAAUAUAUUUCUCAUAUCUUCACAAGAUGUCAUUACUUUUCGGAGUGUCUUUUAUCCUAUAAUUGGCGAAAUUAUCCGUUGGUAAAAAAGUUUAGAUCCCUAAACGCUUGAGGGAAAUAAGGUCUAUAUUUUACUCUUCCGUUCUUUAAUGGGGCAGAAUCCUAUAGUUAAGCGUUCUUCAUCCCUGUUAAAACGUUUAAUACACAUUAAUACACACACGGAAAAUUUUAAGCCCAUUUGCUGUUACUUAUGAAAUAUGAUCAAAUAUCUAAAUAAAUAAAAGGAGGGUGUUCAGUUUUGUGUAUUAUUUAACGUGCAUUUGUCGAGGUACCAAGUAUUUAUAUAAAAUGUAGAAUGAUUUGCAUGAAAAACGCUUCAUUGGAAUGCAACGUUUAUUUCUGUAGACUGAAUUUGCGCAAAUACUGAGACAAAGCGCAUUAAUAGGCAAGCACGCAUUUAUUCGAGUGUUUUGGCCUCUAACCAAACUAAACGUUUUAGUCAACGAACAGGGUGAACAAUAGAAAAAAGUCUGGAUUUUAUGGGUAGAUACAGAGCAAAUAUACAAAAUCCAGUCUUAUUUGCCAAGAGUAUACGAACUGGAAGCCUGGUGUUUCUAUUAAAUAUAUUUGUGUUAUAAACAUUGAACCUGUACGUGAUGUUGUUAUUUGAGUACCAUGUGACAACUCUCGUCACGAAUUUCGCCUAUGAAUAAAAAGGUACAUGAACAUGGAAUUUGGUUAGAGAACUAAACAUUAUCCCAGUUGAAAAAAAAUGAUUACAGAUCAUUGACUAGGAUUAUCGAUUUAAUUAAGUAAUUUAGCCAACGCAAUUAGGCACGAUUAUUUGAUUUUCUUCAAACAUUACUCACUAGAAUUGUUCAAACAAUGGGACUUCCGUUCAAACACACAAAACCAGGAAUUUUUAGAAAAAUAUACCUGCGCGCAACAGCAUGUGUAUAUUAUUGUAGCAACAAAAUUAUCGUCACUGCUGACGCGAUAGGAAGUUCCGACGAUAGAAAAAGUCAAUUUGCGCAAAAUAUUUUCCUGGUAGAAAACGAGUUGUUUUACAUGUGCCAAAAUUGCGCAGAACAGGCACACAAUUUGUUUCUUAAAAUAAAUAUAUGUUACAUGCAAUGUAUAAUGUUGAACUUGCGCCAAGAAGCAUUGAGUGUUGAAUGACUCGUGACUCUGAAAGAUAUUUCCACAGAGGUUACCUAAAUUGAAAUUUGACAUCACUAAAGUCUAAGGGUUAAAUUCUGGAGAAUGUUUGUCAUCGUUAAGUUCGCACGACGGUGUUAAUGUGCGAUUUGAAUUUGAAACUCAGCUUCAAGUAGAUAGGUAGAGUGGAUUAUUAAUGGAUUUAAUAUACAAGCUCUUAUAUGAUAAGAUAUGGGCUCCUGAGAAUUUAAGGGUUGAAGGCUGCACGCAGGCGUCGGCGGGUUUUCACUCGACUCGUCUGAGUGUUUGCGGUUUCACGCGCACUAGGGUUUCCUAGAUAUGCAAUUUAGAUACACCAUAUGCGUAUGGAGAUUCUAUUCUUAGGUUAUCAAGUCAAAAUCUGCCAUGCUCAGAUAACCACAAAAACGUCUCAGUCAUUUUGCGUGGGAUGAAACAACAAGGCAGUCUGCCGUAUUAUGUUAAUCAAUACUCCCAUACAAAAAGAUGGCCCUCCCUUAUUGAAUACUGGACCUCAAAGGACAAAGACGAGCAGUUUAGAACAGAUAGAGCUAUUCGCGACACUAGGAUAAAUAGAGUUCAUUAGUUUUUAGACUACAUUGAUACUGCACUGGAACGGUUUGAAAACGGCGCAGAAAAGUCACAGGGGCGUCACAAUUAGCCGUCGCGUUCACAUUACGACAGAGCGGCUUGGCGGCUUCGUGUGAACACAAACGCCGUUACUUUUUUCUACCGCUUGCAAACCAAGCAUCUCAGCUCUCAAAACAGCAAAACCGAAUGCUUUUCGUUUAAAUUUCUUUGCCCUAUUUGAGAUAAUCUGGGUUUACAUUAGUGCUCAUUUAAUUUGUAAACAAACUGCGAUGCCGUAUAGUGUGAACACACGCAAAUUCUGUCGGCAUUAUUUCGCUAAACAUACAUUACGUUAUUGUAAAUGCGUAUGGUAUUUAAUUAGGCAUAUACUGAUGAUUAUAAUGAAAAUUCUUGCCGGCAGGUAGCGCGAACUAUCUGAGCCAAAAAUUUUACACGGGCUCUUUGACUUUGUAGAUAACGCGUCAAAGAAUUUUAAAUAAACUAAGCUUAAUAAAUGAUUCCCAAACAAACACGAGGUGUUUUAAGAAACUUAUGGUGGCUUAUUUUAUAAUACGCUUGCUCUAUUACUGCACGACCGAGGUAAAUGACGAGCGCGCGCUAACGUCCCUUAGGCGAAAUUUUAUUAAAAUGCGAGUUUAUUUAUUCAUAUGUGUUCCUCGACAAACCUUCAUGACAAGCCGUGUAUUUGUUUUUGUCCGUCUUCAGACGCGACAGCAACAGUAAAAUUAAUCAAAUAUGGCUAGGAUAAAAACGUAAAUUAUGCGAGUCCAAUGGCACGGGGCUGUUCAUAUCUAGCCUGCGCAGCAGUCGCUUUUAACUCGCCAUUUAUUCAAAAAUCCUCAAAACCUGCAAUAAAAUAAAGCGACUGCUGUGCAGGCUAGUUCAUAUCAUGAGCCACGUAAGCCCGGGUGAAUCGUGUCACGAAUACGUUUCUGACCAUGAAAGAUCCUUUGAAGAUGAACUUUAUAUUGUUAAUGGAAUCAGCCUAAGCUAAUUCAACUUUGAAAUAUCAUUUUGAAAAAGCCGUGAUACGAGAGCUUUAAUGGACCAAUUAUCCCUGUUAACGGGCCAGCCCGUCUCCACAUGAACAGCGCGCGACACGUGGUGGUUCAAUCAUGAGUCAUUUGCUGCAGGCAUAUUAUUAUAGGGAAUCGAAUCCCCAUCAGAAAGGUGAAAGCUCAUGCGCUAACUACAGUGGCAAGAGCACUGAACUUCAGAAGCAAAAACACCUGGUGGCUGCUCAAACGAGGAUAAGAGUUGCAACUCUCGCUCAACUCGUGACAACUCUCAUACUCUCCAGGCCCGGCCAGGGUUAAGGAUACCCAAAUACCCGGUAUAUUUUUGGUCAGAUACCAAUAUACCCAAAUUUGGAGGAGAUCCAGAUGCCAAAUACCCAAAAUUAAAGUCUCGACAAGAUACCAAAUACCCGUAAUUAAACUGUCCCGAUACCAUAUAUCGCAAAUAAAACGCCCAAGAUACCCGUAUACCCAAAACCCCUGGCUGGGCCUGACUCCCCGCAUCAACGUUGAACUGGUUCAAAUUUUGACGAGAGUUUUUUGCUCGGUAAUAUCCAGUCAACUCUCGUGCAAACUUGAACAGUCUUUGCCAAUGUGGGUAGUGCCAAUAAUAGAGAAGAAAAAUACAAGAUAAACUUAGCGAAGGCCCUUCAUCGAGAAGUUGGUGGAAGUCACUAUCACAGAAUACUACACAGAAGUCUAUCUCCAUUGUUUUUUGCGUAAGCGUUAUUCGUCAUGAUUCGUCACUCAGGCUCAGCAAGUACCGUAAACAGAUGCAGUCACCCCCCUGGACGUGCGCCAUUUUGAGUAUUUCCAGGGGGACUGUUUCUGUUUACGGUACUUGAUGGGUGACGAAUCAUGACGAAUAGAGUUUACGCAAAAAACAAUGGAGAUGGACUUCUGUGUAGUAUUCUGUGUCACUAUAGACCCAUUGCACAUGACGUCACAGCGCGGGUGACGAUGCAUCUGGAGGACACAUUAGCAAUCUAUGCAUACUGUAGCUUCUGUAAACAAAGUCAAUUUUGUAAAAUUUUAUAAUAAUUUUGUAUCAAAAUGGUUAAUUGUUGCGCUGUAUGUGGUUGUUGUACCCGAAUAGAUAUUGUUAGGCAGCAUCUGGAGGACACUAUAAGGAUUUGUGAUGUCAGUUCAAUGGGUCUAUAGCAGGACCGCCGAGAGGUUUGCGGGGGCCCGGGGCAAAUUUUUUUUUGGGGGGCCCCUAUCUAAAAAAUUUUUCCGGAAAAAUAUUUUUCCGGAGAACAACCUCCCCCCUCCCCCCCCCCGUUGCCAAAAAAUUUUAGGGGUAAAAUAAGAGUACGUUGCAAUUGCUUUCCAGGGACUUUAUUUCAUUUUUUUAUGCCAAAUUUCGGUACUUAGCCCAAGAAAACAGAUAUCUUGUCCUUUGCGCGGAAAUAUUUAACACACACAAAAGACUGGGGCCCAACAAAAAUUUUUCAGGGGCCCCCACCACCUCGGGACCCGGGGCAAUUUGGCCCCCCCCCUGCCCUCCCUCUCGGCGGCCCUGGUCUAUAGCAAUAAGUGUUAUGAACCCGUAAACCAAAAAGUUAUGUAACAAAUUGUAUCCCUAUCAAUCUGAAGCUUUCUUAUGCAAACUCUCGCUUGUCAACUCUCAUCUUCAUUUCAUCGCGGAGUCUUAAAAAACGAACGAAAAAAAAGUUCGCUAGACCUAUUAAUAGGAAUUUUAUCAUGAAAAAAAAAACCAGCAGGAAAACGGACCACUUGGCAAAGUACGUAGUAAUAAAUCUUUUAGCACUUGAGUUUUUGUAUUGUUUCACCUGUGUGAAAAUAGGAAAUCCAUUCAAACUAUUAAAUGAAACUUUAUAUAUUGAUAUUACACACCCGCGACUUUCCGGUAGGAUUAAACCUCAUGUGGUUAUAUUGUAGAAUAGUACUUCUCAAAUUCAUUAAUAAUUCAUGAGGAAAACACAAAGAAAAAUCAUAAGCUUAGCGUGUCGUAUCUUUACAUGUGAUAGAGAUUUCCUUUGAUUUACAUAAACCUUAACUUUGAUUUUCUCGACUUACACAACGUAUUUUUUGAAAAUUACUUCGCCAAUAAACUUACUAGAUCGAUCGUUUUUGAAGCAAUUUAAAACAUUCGCAGUGCGUGUUUUAUCAGACCUAAAGAUAUUCGGCUUCGCCUCGUAUCUUUAUAUCUGAUACAACGCACUGCCGCUCAUGUUUUAAAUAGUACUUCAAUAACUAAUGAACAAGCUCUUGUUGGUAAGGAGAAUUUCGACGUUUCGAGCGAAGCCCUUCGUCUGGAGUUACUGAGAAGAGUUACUCAUAUCAUUCAAAGACAGUUCAAGUUGGUUAUGACUGCAACAUUUUGAAAUGCAUUCAUAGCCAUGCAAGUGGCAUUAUACUCAUUAGUUUUGAGCGCGUGUUACGUGACAUAUGCAAAUUAUCUCCAGCUCUUAAACUGCUUAUUUUUGCAGUGAUAAACUCAUGAACGGAAACUUUAUGCAUAUAGCUUAUACUCCCUAUGCGUGAGAAGAUUAUGUGAAGCGGUAACCUCCGUGACCUCCUGGCCUGUUAAUGUGAUCUGGAUUUCCGAAUUUUCACUUCAUUUAGAAAGAAAACAAAAUCUCGAUAACAAAAUCUGUUUAUGAACGCAAUACCUCAAUUUUCCCAAGUGUUUGUGGGUGUUUGUAUUUUAAUAAAACUAAAGACUCCCACCCCCGUACUUCAUUUUAACAAGCCAGUCUCUAAUAAACGCUGAAACAUACUAUUAAACAUUUUUUAAUGUUGAUUAAAAAUUGCCUUUACGUUGGCCGGAGUGUUUAAAAAAAUGAAAAUCCUGUGGCUAAACGAGAAGUUGACUCACAUAAUGGUUGUCCAAACAGAGAACCGCCUUGCGGUAAUUAAAAUUUUUCAGCAAUUUACUAAUUUAAUUCGAUCGUUAUCAAAUAAGUACUACAGGUUAUCGGUCUUAAACACAUUUCCUUCCCCGGUUUGCCCCGUCCUUUAUCUAAGAAAACUAUAGUUAUCUUUAAAAACUAAAGCCCCAUAAUUUUCCAUGACAAGUUUUCCGCUUCUCGUGUGUACGGUCGACAAAUUUUCCUUGAAAAGUUUUCAUUUGACAAGUUUUGUUGCUCCGGGUCGCUUUGCCAAAACCAUAGAAGAAUUUCUUGUACAUUAGUCACGUUUUCGUUGGCGGCCGUACACACGAAAAAAUCCCCCUUGACCAAAAGCUAGCAUGACCAGUUUUGGAACAAGGUUCCUUGGAUGGAAAGAACAAAUUGUCAAUUUUUUACCGUACACUCGAGCAAACAAAAUUUGUCAAGGAAAACUGUGCUUAGUAGUUAGUGACAUUUAUAUUUGUUCAUUUCGCAUGCGCAGUUUUAGUGUGAAAAUGCGCUUUUCUAAAUCUCAUCUUUAGCAAUUAGUGCGCAAAAUUGUAUGUGUUUACUUUUUGGCUUAUAAUAUUAGCCGUUUCGUUGCAAUGCUUUGGGUUAAACCGUCUGAGCUGUAAUUAGACAUGCGUAUAUGUUUACAAAGAUCUUGAAGUCUUUUAAAGUACGUUUUUCAUAAUCGGAUCUUGGCCAUAAAUCAUAAUGGAUGAUAGUAAUAUAAAAUUAGCCUCAGAUUCCUGUUUUCCAAAUUGUCCAUCAAACUGAACUUUACGAACAUAUAUUUCAGAAUCAUCCUCAGAGGCACCGAUGCCCAAAGAAUCAGACUUAUUAAGAAUCAUUAUCAACGCUGUCGCCGGAGAAAAGAGCACUGUGGUGUACAACAAGACUAUCUUAGUGGAAAGAAACAAGGUUGUCACACUGAACUUUACAAGACAGAUGCUUUCAUCAUUUAAUGGUAAAGUAAAUGUUUCUCUUAAUGUUUUUUUUAUUAAAAAAAUAUUUUCCAAAUGUUUGCCCCAAAAGCAAAUAAUGCUUAUCUAGGGGGCUUAAAUUAAUAUUUUCAAACAAACACACACAUUAAUGUUAGUCUUUUAAUGUUUCCUUGAUCUCCUUACUGGACCUCCAAGUAGAACAGUUAGAACUGAUAAAGCUAAUUUUCAGAGUCUUCUCUACCUCUUUCGUUAGGCCCUUUCAUUAAUUCUUUCAUUAUGAUUUGUGAGUCUAUAUGCUAUCCGUGAGUCCGAAUGGAUUAUUAUUAUUAUUAUUUAUUGGCCUUUUUAAAUUCGUUCUUUUUCUUUGGGGCGGGGGGGAGGGGCCUUAUAAAAUAUUGGGGGGGGGCGUGUCCCUGACUAGACCUAAUGGGGGGCGUGUCCCUGGCUAGACCUAAUGAUGAAGUUAUACAGUAUAAAUAGAGAAUGUUUAGCUUCGAGUUUUAUUUUAAUUUAAUCCUCUUAAAGUGCCUAUAUCAGGGUUUUGGAGUUUGCAUAUCUCGAAAGUUUAGGGUAUUUUAAGACACUUUGCAAUAUAUUUUGUUAUUGAAAAAUUUCAUCUUGAUGGAUUUAUUAGCUCUUAAAGUUACCGGACAUGACGUCAAAAGGAGAAUUUUGUUGCAAUGAAACAAAGGAAAACUGAUUUGCAAUUCUCCUUUUGACGUCAUGUCCGGUAACUUUAAGAGCUAAUAAGUCCAUCAAGAUGACAUUUUUCAAUAACAAAAUAUAUUGCAAAGUGUCUUAAAAUACCCUAAACUUUCGAGAUAUGCAAACUCCAAAACCCUGAUAUAGGCACUUUAAAUUUCUCGAUUCAUCAGACAUCGCGAAUACACCAGACACUCGAGGAGAUAUAAGGAUGGCAAUAAAUCACAUUCAAAACCAACAACUACAACAAUACAAAUCAGCAACCAUCGGCCUGGCUGUGUUAUGCGCUGUGAUGUUCCUGGCCCUAGCGUUCAUAACACUGCGUUCCAGAGCGAAACGCACAUCGAAGAAGCCCGAUGACGACACGUCAUUAGCAGUUGCUAAGCAAACCGUGGAAAGUGAAUACCAGAGUAUACGCGGUCUGCCGAGGAGGGAGACUGGUAACUCGUAUGGCUACGAAACGGUAAGAAGGCUUAGACUACAUACACACAACAUCAGAGCGAAAUAAUGCCGGCAGAAUUUACAUGUGUUCACACAACGCCUUACAGUUUGUUUACAAAUUACACUAGCACUCAUGUAAACCCAAAAUAUUUCAAAUAGAGCCAAGAAAUUUAGACGAAAAGCAUUCGGUUUUGCUGUUUUGAGACGUGAGAUGCUUAGUUUGAAGCCGCCAAGCGCUUCGUUUUCAUCUCGCUCCGUUUAGAAACAGUGCUCAAAUUAUCACGGCAAAAGUGACGUUUUCAAACAAUAAAAAAAACCCCGGAAAAAACCAAAAACAACAUAGGUCAGUUAUUUCCCGAAAGCCAAUAACAAGUUCAAAACUAACUCCCUUGAUUACUUUCAGGUCAAACCCAAGCUUCCAUCAAAGCGGCCACCUCUCGCUCACCUCAUACAGCCCAAUGGAGGCGGCGAGUACGAAAAUCUCAAGCCACAUGACCGCGAAAACCUCAAGACGCAUGUCCGAGAAAGUAACCCAUAUAUGUCAAUGGAUGAAGCACUUGCCGGAAGUGGUCUGACCGGAAGAGGUCUGACCGGAAGUGAUCUGACCGGAAGUACCGAAAGUAGUCUGACCGGAAGUGGUUUGACCGGAAGUGUGGUUGCACUCUCCGGCGGAGACGAGGACUUAUAUCUUACUAUGAAGAAAUUAAUAAGAACGCCGGAUGAGAUGGCAGCAGAAACAAACGAGUCGGCAUCUAUUUAAUGUUUACAUUUGGACACGAAAUUGGGCUCGUAUUCGAGAUCCCACUUUGUUCCAAGUAGCGGGCUGGUUUGUAAGUUACCGUACAGACAACCAGCUGAUAUCGGAUUCUGUUCGCAAUGCUUGCUCCAAGAACGACUUGUAAAUAGCUUCACAAGUUGCACAAAACAUUUUCUACCGUAUCAUUAUUUAUAAAACAUUUUCUAUCAUUUACAUACUUAGAGUUAUCUAUAUUUGUAGUUUUGUUUAAAGAUUUGUAGAUAUUUCCUAUUAAAAUUUAAUAAAAAACAUCUGUUUGAAAACAUUGUCUUUUUCUUCAAAUUGCAGUCCUACGAAAACAUCACAAAUGUCCCAUCAUUUGUGACGAUGUCAUGGGAUUACACACGUAAAAACGCGCGAGUUGUUGCAGAUCUGCAAACAAAGUUGCAACAAGGUUGUUGCCAAGCCGAUAUCAGGAUGUGUUCGCACUGCUUGUUCCCAGUUGUUGUGACAAGUCUGGAACAAGUUGUUAUCACCUUGUUACAAGGUUGAUGACGGCAACAGACUUGCUACAAGUUGCUCCAACAAGACUAAUACAGUUGCUACGAGCUUGUUGUCAUCAACUUGUUACGUGCAGACGAUAUCAGAUUUGCUGGAACAACUUGUUGCAAGUCUGCUGACCUCAUCAUCUUGUUACAGGAUGAUAACAAUUUGUUCCAGACUUGUCAACAACUGGGGACGCGCAGUGCGAACACAUGUUGUUGACAAGCUGUGAGAAUUUUACAUGUGUAAUUUGACUCCACCCUACCUUGUCGAGUAGAUCAUGAUAUGGAGAAAUAAUAUCAGGGAUGGAUUUACUGGAGAGGUGCGGGGGGUGUGUGUGCACCCCCCUUAGCCCUGGCCAGAGGGGUGCAGGGGGUGCUAUAUUUCAUGAUAAAGCAAAAAAAUUAUUAGAGACAAAAUGAGAUACAGUAAUUUGAGUAAUAACAUGAUGAUAAGCGAACUGUGAACAACAAUAACAAUUCAAAUACAGUAGUCAAGCAAGACUUUGCAGUAGUGAAGCAAGUUGAUGGGCGGGUGCACACAUGACUGACACAACUCGGCACCAGAGCUGGCAAAACACCCCUAUCAGAUCAUGCUGGAUCCAUCCCUGAAUAAUAUAAGCCCAUAAUUUCGAUAUAGGUUUGAAAUCUUCAAAUACUUAUUACAAACAUUUAUAACGUUUUUAUCAGCAGCUGUUCAUUUUAAAUGCAAACGACGGCAGAACAUAGCAAAUUGUUUCAACUCAUAACAAUAAAUAUAUCCGAACAAUUUAAACGUGCGGAUUUGGAAUAAACCUCUGUAACUCUGUUUAAAUCUUUGAUUUAUUACAAUGGUAAAACGUACCUCACAGAGCAUAAGUUAUUUCGCUUGUGGUCUGACUCACUUCAUGACUUUGUGUUUUUUAUGUACGACGCGUUUCUGACGAGCGUACUCGGGGAAGUAAUCUAAAAACA